Molecule: messenger RNA, 1293 nt
Organism: Cyclopterus lumpus (lumpfish)
Lineage: Eukaryota; Metazoa; Chordata; Actinopteri; Perciformes; Cyclopteridae
Source: RefSeq, a predicted model, not a curated record
AUGAAUGUGUUCUACAGCUGUCUCCGCGUACCGCAGAGGACGCCGCUCACCUUCUUCCUCUUCUUGAACGUCGGCCAGGAGAAGACACUCUGUAUGCAGAAUGACAGGGAGAAGAAAGAGCCACGCAAGAAAGAGCCACGCAAGAAAGAGACACGCAAGAAAGAGCCACGUAAGAAAGAGCCACGCAAGAAAGAGCCACGCAAGAAAGAGCCACGCAAGAAAGAGACACGCAAGAAAGAGCCACGCAAGAAAGAGACACGUAAGAAAGAGACACGCAAGAAAGAGCCACGUAAGAAAGAGACACGCAAGAAAGAGACACGUAAGAAAGAGACACGCAAGAAAGAGCCACGUAAGAAAGAGCCACGCAAGAAAGAGACACGCAAGAAAGAGACACGUAAGAAAGAGACACGCAAGAAAGAGCCACGCAAGAAAGAGCCACGCAAGAAAGAGCCACGUAAGAAAGAGACACGCAAGAAAGAGACACGCAAGAAAGAGACACGUAAGAAAGAGACACGCAAGAAAGAGACACGCAAGAAAGAGACACGUAAGAAAGAGACACGCAAGAAAGAGACACGCAAGAAAGAGACACGUAAGAAAGAGCCACGCAAGAAAGAGACACGUAAGAAAGAGACACGCAAGAAAGAGACACGCAAGAAAGAGACACGCAAGAAAGAGACACGUAAGAAAGAGACACGCAAGAAAGAGACACGUAAGAAAGAGACACGCAAGAAAGAGCCACGCAAGAAAGAGACACGCAAGAAAGAGACACGCAAGAAAGAGACACGCAAGAAAGAGACACGUAAGAAAGAGACACGCAAGAAAGAGACACGUAAGAAAGACACAAAGAAAGAGACACGUAAGAAAGAGCCACGCAAGAAAGAGACACGUAAGAAAGAGACACGCAAGAAAGAGACACGUAAGAAAGAGACACGCAAGAAAGAGACACGCAAGAAAGAGACACGUAAGAAAGAGACACGUAAGAAAGAGACACGUAAGAAAGAGACACGUAAGAAAGAGACACGUAAGAAAGAGACACGUAAGAAAGAGCCACGCAAGAAAGAGACACGCAAGAAAGAGACACGAGGCCCUUUAAAAAAUCCAAGUACAAGAGGCAGAGACAUGUCGGUGACUGGAGCUAUUCCCAAGCCAUCAAGUUCCCAGCCCCUUCUGCACCAUGGGAAAGCCAGCCAAGUGAGCGUGGGUCAGGUCAACCUUGUCUCCUCGCCUGACUGUCAAAAUAACAGUACCUUCCCCUCCGGCUUCCAGCACUGUCCGUCAGAGCUGGGCCGCUGA